Molecule: messenger RNA, 1029 nt
Organism: Geodia barretti
Lineage: Eukaryota; Metazoa; Porifera; Demospongiae; Tetractinellida; Geodiidae
Source: the annotation of a GenBank genome assembly
AUGACACAGCUAACCAAUCAGACCGACGGUAAAACUGCCGAUCUCUCCAGGGCCCUGCCUGAGGGUCUCACUCCGGAGGACAUGGUUGAUUACUACCGCCGGAUGAUUACCGUGCGCACCACCGACGAGCGCAUCUGGAUGAUGAACCGGCAGGGCAAGGUGCCCAUUGCGGCUUCCGGACAGGGCCACGAAGCCGCCCAGUUGGGCACUCUGCUGGCCGCCGAAAAGGACGGCAAUUGCUUCUUUUUCCCCUACUAUCGGGACCUGUCCCUCAAGAUGGGAGUGGGGCUUACACCCACCCAGAUCAUGCUUUCCUUCAUGGGCAAGCUGGGCGACCCCUACAGCAACGCCCGCCAGUUUCCCCUGCAGGGCGCCGAUCUUGACCACAAUAUCAUCCAGCUUUCAAAUGUGGUGGCCGCCGGGAUGACCCAGUCGGUGGGCUAUGCCCUGGGCUGCAAGAUGCGCGGUGACGACCGGGUAACGCUGGCCUAUUUUGGCGACGGCGCCGCCAGCCAGGGCGAGACCCACGAGGCAAUGAACUUUGCCGGCGUCCACAAGCUGCCCGUGAUCUUCAUCUGCGAAAACAACGGCUACGCCAUCUCGGUUCCCCAGCGGUUGCAGAUGGCCAUCGGCGACGUGGCGAAUCGCGCCGAAGGUUACGGCUUCCCCGGCGUUAUCGUGGACGGCCUGGACUUGCUGGCUUCCUACGAAGCCACCCGCGAGGCCAUCCACCACGCCCGCCGGGAGGGGCCGGUGCUGCUGGAAAUGAAGCUGGAGCGCCUGAUGCCCCAUACCACCGACGACGACGAUACCCGUUACCGGCCCAAGGAAGAGAUUGAGGCUGUGCGACAGCGGGACCCGGUGGCGGCCUUCGGCAAGUUUAUGCUGGAACAGGGCUACCUCACCGAGGAGGAGCAGGACGAGAUCCGUGCCCAGGCCCGCCGGGCCAUCAACGAGGCCACCGACGCCGCCGAAGCAGCGGCCCUGCCUGAUGCGUCAACCCUGCACCAGCACGUUUACGCUCCCUGA